This is a messenger RNA of Photinus pyralis (common eastern firefly), 1914 nucleotides long. It is a transcript of the gene Spag1, whose product is annotated as sperm-associated antigen 1. Gene Ontology annotation, molecular function: heat shock protein binding. Lineage: Eukaryota; Metazoa; Arthropoda; Insecta; Coleoptera; Lampyridae. The record is from RefSeq and is a predicted model, not a curated record. The coding region runs from base 24 to 1889 and encodes 621 amino acids. Gene Ontology annotation, cellular component: mitochondrion; cytosol. The transcript is spliced from 3 exons.
GUGACAAAUGUCAUAAACGAAACAUGGUCCAAUUCGAAGAUUCACAUAAACUUCCAUCGUUCGAGGAAAAUACCUCCAAGCCCCAAAAGCAAACGCUUCUCUCACGAUACCAAAUACCUAUUAAUCAUCUUGACUUUGCUUAUGUAAAAGCAUGCACGAACGCGAAAGAAAUCGAAAGAAUUUACAGAAUCUUGCAAUCCGGUGAAGAAGGUCAUUUUCCGGACUUACUAAAAACAACCGAAGAAAGACUGAAGUUACUGAAACCAAACAGUAAGUACAUACAAGAAAUUUGUCCAGUAUUGAAGGUAGACGAAGUUCCAAAAGAAGAAUGGAAUCGCCUAUCAAAUGAACUAUGCGACUGGAUGGAGGACGCCAACAAAAAAGACGAGGAGUUAAACGCGGCGAAAGUGUCAGAGAUCAAUUGUGAUGUGGAGAUACGCAAAACAAAAUCGGAUUACAAACCGGCAGCGCAAUCGAAUCCGAAACGAAUCGCAUCCACCGACUACGAAUCUUGGGAUAAAUACGACCCGGAGACAGAAAUAUUAAAGAUGGAUCUGCGAGAUGAAAAAGAACGAAACGAGGCACUCAAGAGGCAAACCAAGUUAAAACAGGAGAAGACCGUGCGUUUUAGCAAUUUCGCAACUGAGGCCGAAGCAAUUUAUGAAGCGAAUAGCGAAAGAGAACGCGGUAACGAGUGUUUUAAGGCGGGCGAAUUUAAAAUGGCCUUGAGGCACUAUACGCAAAGUUUGCAGUGCAAACCAACCGCCUCCGGUUUCACAAAUAGGGCCAUAACAUACAUUAAGUUAAAAAAAUUCCAACUAGCCAUCAACGAUUGUAAACAAGCGCUUAAUUUAGAUCGUCAAUGCUUCAAAGCGCACUUAAGAUUAGCCCAAAGCUAUGAGGCGUUAAAACAGUACGAAGCAGCACUAACACAUAUCACUACUGCCGUACAAAUAGAUCCCAAUAACACUACUGCGCAAGAUAUCGCCAAACGUUUAGCAAGCUAUGGCCCAACUGUCAAUAAAAUAAGACUGACAAUCGAAGAUGUCGAAUCUACUAAAAUGAAACCAUUGACAUCAAUCCUGAAAUCUUCAACUGAAAUUAGUGAAAAAGAAGUCAUUUCGAUUCCAGGGAGCAGCACCAUGCCUCCACCGUUCUACGUUGAAGUACCCACCGCCGAUCCCAAGGUGGUCGAGAGGGAAAAGCGAAAAAUUCUUUCUGCACCACAGCUACUUCAUAUGACCACUAUUGAUCCGCCAUCCGAUGAGGAGCGUGACUGUGAAUCUCGAGAACCUCUGGAUCUGGAUCAGGAUGAUUGCGCGAUAUCCGCCAAAGAAGGGUGUCUGAAACGCAGCAAAUCCGAAACCGACAUCACAGCCACUGGAAAAGGUGUAACGUGUGAAGAAGGUUCCAAAACUGACUUAUUAGCUGAUACGGAAAGUGAUCAAAAGGUUCAAUGUGAUGAUAUGGGUGGAAAAGGAGAACCUUACAGUCGACAUCAAGAGUUUGUAAUUACAGAGGAAGAUGUACAAACGCCUUAUAUGUUUACAACGAUAUGGAAUUCGGUAAAGAACGACACCACCUAUACACACCAGGCAGAAAUUUUGCGGAAAGUCGAUUUUGAGAGAAUCCACGAAGUAAUCGGUUACAACUUGGACGAAGGUAUGCUGAGCAGCAUAAUACAAUGCCUUCACCAACACUUCAUGGUUCCCAGCGAACUAGAUAGAGUCAAGUUGGCUCUAUCAAACUUCAAUCGUAUUCCACGCUUUCAGAUGAUGUUACUAUUUUUGUCAGAGCAUGACAGAAAAUGCAUAAAGCAACUAAUGGAAUUUUUAGAUCAGCACGAAAGAAAUUUAGAAAAUAAUGUAAAAGAAAUUUAUACUAAUUAAAUACAUUUGUUGCAUACUAACCUGA